AUGAAAGAGCCAGGAGUAAACAAUGUUGUCAAGCUCUAUUACCCGGGGGAUCCGAGUGCCAUGGAGCUCUUCUCAAGCCGAGGCAUUCACGAUGUCCAACCCAUCAGCAAGAUGAUCGGUGUGGACGAAUCACACGAUGAAGAAGACCGAAUAAAAGAGGCAAUCGCACUGGGAAAGAAGACUGUGGAACUAAGAACCCAGAUGAACCUCCGCUUCUUUAGUGCACCUAAAGAUAGGGGACAUGUACGUUGGAUCUACAAGCUAGGCGAGGAAAUCGAAAGAUUGCAAGAGAAAUUACAGCCAGCACAAUCAGAAGAUGCUGAAGAGAGUGACGGACAACAGCCACGACUUGUCUAUCAUUCGCUCUUAUCGCCCGAGAUUCCCUUCUCUGCAUUGGACCAUUUGCCAGCUGAUUCCCCAGCGAGGACGCUAAAAGAAACCAUGUUGACUCUCACGGAAGAAUGGAUAAAGCGUCUUUACGAGAUCGCCCCAUCACUCAAUGAUUCCCUUCCAACUAUUGUCAAUCCCGAAGUGCCUGGCACCACAAGAGAACCAGAUGCUGGUGAUCAUGUCAUGCGCUACGCUCUCCGUGAAUUUAUUUUAUGGCAGGCUGACGAGGAAGUCCUGCUCAAAGCGAGGAAAAUCGACAACAUCGACAAUUUUCUUCGAAUGGUACCAUGGCUCCUGCAGGAUUUGAUCAAGUUCUUCGAGUCACUGGGAAGAGCGGACACACUACACUUUAUUCGCGAUGCUGUUUGCGACUACGUAGCCUCUCGUCACAGCACACCGGAUGGAUCAUCCGUGAUAAUCCUUGGUGAGCCAGUCACCACCGAAGACAAACGACACAAAAUGACUGUUGAAGCGUGGGAUAUCCUGUACGCAUAUUUUUGGAAUGUUGUCCAUUGGUCAAACCUCGAAUCAUUCUGCGUUGACUUUGAGGAUGCCGUACUCAUCCACCAACUUAUCGCAAUGGGGAGAUAUAAGAACAUGCCCAGCGGGCGCGAAUGGGUAGAAGAAGAUCACGUCUCUCAGAAAAAUCAUUUUCCGAUUCUACACGGAUUCGUAGCGGCUACAAUGGGGUACUCGGAUCCCCCAAUUGCACCAAUUGUGGUCAACGAUGGUAUUGCUACGCAGAGAGAAUCCCGGUGUUACAUGGUUGGAAGGAUGGCCAAAAGAAACCCGUUGGCUGACCCACUAAUACAAGAGCUUGUCAACCGCGUUGCCCGAUUUAUCGUCAUUGUUUUAGAAAUGGAGGACGAUGACCGGAGCACUAGUAAAGUCUUCGCUCGCAAUGAGCAGCACGACGAUAUCCCUUGGAUUACGCGCACAAGAUCAGCAGCAAUCGGCGACGAUCUAGAUAAUGCCCCAUGGACAACUGAAUGGUCAUUCAAAAACAUCAUGUCCGAUAUAACCUUGUACGCAAAUUUGAAAGAAAGGGGUAUGAGAAAGGACUACUUCGAGUUUAUCAUCAUUGAACAAGCGCCAUCACAGGAAUUCAGAAUACUUGACGAUAUAGCAGACGCUAUAUCAUUAAUAAGUGGCGAUAUUCGACCGGAAGAAACGAUGAGAAAGAUUAUUCGAAGCUCUUUCCCAACGGAGAAACAAAGCAAAUUGCUGGAAGCCGUGAAAAUGGACGGGAAAUUUCCUCUGAACAUGAACAUUGGAGACCUCCAUUACGAAGGAAACCGACUUCGAGCGUGGGACAUUCUAGACAAAGACCCAAGCUUCCUGCGCGAUUUCCACGACAGAAAAUUAGUCACAAGAGACCGCCGUUUAAUAUACAAAAUCUUGUCCGAAAUGGAGAAAAAAGGCAUUAUUUCACGCAUGAAAAGCAAUGAACCAAGAAGUGGUCGUCUUCUUCUAUUAGACGGUACCGACGGACAGAAGGACUUGUACAUUUCCUACAUUCUCAAGCCCACCGCUGAAAACUUAUUUUUGCAACCGCGUUUAUCACUACAGCAGCUCUCCGGAUGUCUCGACUCUUUCUCACGAGCAGUCAAACAAAGGCAUCCCGAGGCAGUAUUCGCAAAGGGUAGACUUCACGUUCACUAUUGCGCAUGGCCAAUGACUCCACCGGAUGAGAUCCCAGCUUUCGCAACUGUUGAAGGCCAUCUCUACCGGUGGAAUGCUCUGCCCUUUGACCAUCCGUUUUCAUCUCACUUGUGGCAGAUACACCUCGAAAAUGUGCUUAACAAGAAGCUUGUGUUUGCGCGAUUUUUCCAGAUGACUUUCGUUGUAUCUGCUAGUCAUCCGGCCGAAGCAAAAUCAAAUUUGAAGACUUUGCUUGCAGAAACUCAUAAAUAUGGUUGGAGUAUUUCUAUACCGGAACCGCAGGAUUGGACCUCUGAUAUUGACGGCCUUGAUCUGUUGAGUUUGUGGAAAGGCAUUCAACCAUCGGCUUUUAAAUCUUGA
Molecule: messenger RNA, 2412 nt
Organism: Talaromyces amestolkiae
Lineage: Eukaryota; Fungi; Ascomycota; Eurotiomycetes; Eurotiales; Trichocomaceae
Exons: 2
Coding region: 1-2412 (803 amino acids)
Source: RefSeq, a predicted model, not a curated record